Sardina pilchardus (European sardine) is the source of this 3173-nucleotide messenger RNA. Its product is annotated as patched domain-containing protein 3-like. The transcript has 4 exons. Gene Ontology annotation, cellular component: membrane. The record is from RefSeq and is a predicted model, not a curated record. NCBI's taxonomy places the organism in Eukaryota, Metazoa, Chordata, Actinopteri, Clupeiformes, Clupeidae. Bases 1 to 2652 code for a protein of 883 amino acids.
AUGGCUAAAUGUAACACAAAUUGCGUAGAGAAACCGCUAUCAAACGGCUUUGGAAAACUUGGACGUAUAGUUAGUAAAUAUCCGUGGGUGUUCUUUAUUUUGCCCAUGAUAAUAUCAGCAGGUGUCGGUGCAGGGUUUUAUUUUCUAAAAGACAGAGAGGCGAACGAUAUCGAAGAGCAAUUCACUCCAAAAAACGGUCCAGCUAAAGCAGAGAGAGCAUUUAUCAAAGAGCAUUUUCCACAAAGCGAGGAGUUUUCUAGUUUGAGGCUUGACACAGAAGGAACAUUUGCUUCUGUAAUCGCUGUGCACCAAACAAACAUUCUCAACGUAGAUGCUUUCGAAGAAUUGGUAAAGUUAGACCACAAAGUAAAACAGAUCAGAGUCAAUAACCUGACAUUUUCAGACUUAUGUGCCAAGGAAAACGGCACAUGUGUGUUGAACCCGAUUCUGGAUUUAAUGAACGCCUUCAUUAAUGAAAACACACCGAUACAUUUCCCCUGGCAAAGCGGGGAAUUCUUAGGGACAGCAAUUGGCGGCGUGAGCACAUACUCGAACAACACCAUUCAGACUGCGCUGGCAAUACGAAUAUUCUAUUAUUUGAAGGAAGACCAGAAAAAUGAAACAGACCUUUGGUUGAAGAAGUUCAUUCAGACUUUGUCAACAGAUGCACAUCUCAACACGACCACUGUCUCCUAUUUCACUUCAAUAUCACGAGCAGAGGAAUUUGAAACAAAUCCACAGACAGUGAUACCAUUGUUCUCCAUUACUUACUUUCUGGCCAUUACCGUCUCCAUAGUUUCAUGUAUGAGGCUGGACUGUGUGAGGAAUAAGGUCUGGGUGGCCACCUUCGGGGUGCUGUCUGCAGGCCUGGCGGUGCUCACCAGUUUUGGACUGCUGCUCUUCUGUGGGAUGCCAUUCGUGAUGACCGUGGCGUCUUCUCCCUUCCUCAUUCUUGGUAUUGGUGUGGAUGACAUGUUCAUCAUGAUUUCACACUGGCAGAAAACAAAAGUCAAAGAUGAGGUGGAAGAUCGCAUGGCCGAGACAUACAAAGAGGCUGCUGUUUCCAUCACCAUCACCACUCUAACUAAUGUCUUGGCCUUUUACAUUGGCCUCUUGACCCCUUUUGGGUCGGUCCAGUCCUUCUGCAUGUACACCGGCACAGCCAUCCUCUUCUGCUACAUCUACAACAUCACAUUUUUCGGUGCCUUUCUGGCCCUGAAUGGGCGAAGAGAGGGAAGCAAUAGGCACUGGCUUACGUGCAGGAAGGUUACACCUGCAGAUGAACACAACAAGAGCAAUGCCUGUUCAGUUGGAGGAGCUUAUGAUCCUGAGACAAAGGCAGAGGAGGAAAUGCCCAUUGACAUCUUCUUUAAAAAGUACUAUGGUCCAUUUCUGACAAAGCCUUGGACUAAAGUGUUUGUCAUUUUGCUCUACUCGGGAUAUUUGGCCGGUAGCAUUUAUGGUUGUUUUCAAAUGCAGGAGGGAAUUGAUCUAAAAAAUUUAGCACCUGAUGAUUCAUAUGUUGCUAGCUACUAUGACAAUGAAGACAGAUAUUUCUCAGAGUAUGGCCCUUUUGUCAUGUUAGUUAUUAAAGAUGAAAACUUCCAAUAUUGGGAGGAAAGUGCUCGUGAAAACCUCAACACAUGCCUAAAUGAAUUUGAAUCAUCCAAUAUGGUUGCUAAAAACAUGACUGUAUCUUGGCUUAGAUCCUAUGUUAGUUAUGGAGAUGGUUUGGGAUUAAAUCUUACUGAUGGAAAGGGUUUUAUGGAGAAUUUACCUACAUUUCUUCUACUGUCAGGUUUGACACAAGAUGUUAAUAUAUCCAAUGGCAAAAUACUGGCUUCCCGAAUAUUCAUCCCCACUGUAAACAUCAUCACUGCAAUUGAUGAGAAGGAAAUGUUGAACUUUUUCAGAGACACAUCAUCCACUUGUGGCCAAAACAUGAAUCUGAUGGUCUACCAUCCUGCCUUUAUUUUCUAUGAUCAAUAUGCGGUCGUUGUUAGCAAUACCAUCCAAAAUAUUGUAGUUGCUACUCUGGUCAUGCUUUUAAUCUCUCUUCUGUUGAUUCCACACCCUGUCUGUUCUCUGUGGGUGACCUUUGCCAUUGCCUCUGUAAUAGUAGGUGUAGCUGGUUUCAUGGCUUUGUGGGAUGUUAAUCUAGACUCCAUCUCCAUGAUCAACCUGAUUAUCUGCGUUGGCUUUUCUGUUGACUUUUCUGCACACAUUUCCUACGCCUUUGUCUCAAGUGAAGAGAAAACAGCCAAUGGAAAAGCUAUUGAUGCCUUAUACCACCUUGGGUAUCCAAUUAUACAAGGAGCUGUAUCUACCAUUGCUGGUGUUGUGGUUCUCUCAGCAGCAAAGAGCUACAUUUUCAGGACCUUUUUCAAGAUUAUGUUACUGGUCAUCUCAUUUGGCGCUCUCCAUGGCAUCAUGUUUAUCCCCAUAUUCCUGACAUUUUUUGGGUGCAUUAGUGAUUCAAGCAGUGCUCAGGAUGUAAAGGAUCAAUCUAGCAAUGAGCAGCAUUUGAGGCAUCCUGUUCAAUUGCCAAGUGUCGAAUCAGAAUGGGUAGAAGCAGAUGGUCCAGUAAGAAUAGACAGAGGCAGAAGGUCCAAACAGAAUGAGCAUAGUGAUGUGCAAUUGUCAAAGUUCUAAACAGAUUCAGAAGAGUGUUCAGGAUGACAAGUAUCAAACUGAUAAUGGCAAAAUGACAAUGAGAAAAUUGUAGCAGUAACACAGUUGCAUGGGCAAACAUCUGAGAAAAGUCUUGACAGGUCUUGACAAUCCAUAACAUUGUGGGGAAGUAUCAAGAAACUAAAGCACUAUUAGCAAUAUAUUAACAGCACUGUCAACUUCACAUGGGAAAUGCACAUGUAUUUUUGGAGUUUCUUUGAAAUAUGAUUAUAUUUGUAUAUGUAUGUUUUACAAUACACACUGUUUCAAUAUACAUAAUAGUAGUGUUAAUCAUACCUUAUAUCAGUCAUAGAGUUUAUGUUAUGUAUGUUCUUUGUCUGGUUGCUAAUGUUUACAUAUUUUCUAAAAACAGUACAGAUCCUUAUUUUAUUCUUACUUACUUAUUUUCCAUCAUGUGUAGGUGAAAUAUAAACAUUUUUCUAUAGAACAUUCUUUGUCAUUAUUUUUGCGUAAUCAUGAUAAUUAACUGAUAUUCAAUUGAA